Messenger RNA from Nerophis lumbriciformis (worm pipefish), 774 nucleotides. Lineage: Eukaryota; Metazoa; Chordata; Actinopteri; Syngnathiformes; Syngnathidae. The record is from RefSeq and is a predicted model, not a curated record.
AUGCCGCUGGAGGUCAAGUGGCCAUUCCCAAAAUGCCCAACGUUGGCAUGGAGGCUGUCCGGCUCGCUCGUUAUGGGCAUGGUGGGCUCCUACUCCUACCUAUGGACCAAGCACAUGAACUCCCUGACGGUGCAUAACCGUGACGUACUGUUGGAGCUCAUUGACCAGCGGCCUGCUGACACGCCCCUCAUUACAUUGUCUAAUCACCAGUCUUGUAUGGACGACCCACACAUCUGGGGUGUCCUGAAGUUUAGACACUUGUGGAACUUCAACAAGAUGCGAUGGACUCCAGCAGCAUCUGACAUCUGUUUCACGAGAGAGUUGCACUCUCGUUUCUUCAGCCGAGGGAAAUGUGUGCCGGUCUGUAGAGGUGAUGGGGUGUACCAGAAAGGCAUGGAUUUUAUUCUGGAAAAGUUGAACAGAGGGGAAUGGGUACACAUCUUUCCUGAAGGUAAAAUAAACACGAGUGAAGAAUUUAUCAGAUUAAAAUGGGGUGUGGGACGCCUAAUUGCAGAGUGCACUCUAAAUCCUAUCAUCCUUCCUCUGUGGCAUGUGGGUUUGAGUGACGUCCUCCCCAAUGUGAGCCCCUACAUUCCUCGGAUUGGCAAGAGAAUCACCAUCCUCGUGGGGAAACCCUUCAGCGUCAAAGACCUUGUGGAAAAUCUCCGAGCAGACAAAAAGAGCCAGUUGCAGAUGAGGAAGACGCUGACGGACGUCAUCCAGGUGGACUUCCAGAGACUUAAAUUUCAAGCUGAGGUGCUCCACAAAUCUUGA